AUGCCGCUCGUCCCAGUGGAGAGCCCCGACGAGGCGUCAGGCCGGGCAUCCCGUCGAACCAGAAUGAUUUCCACUGAAUCUCCCGCUGAAAAUUCGAAGCAGCGGAAAACUGCAGACCGCGGGACAGCUGACAAGAAGCGCAAGUUGGAAGCCUCUAAUGAAAUUCCCUCGAAGAAAAAGAAAUCGACUACCAAGGAAAAAGCGGCUUCAAAGUCCAAGGAAAAGUCGAAUACUAAGAAAGACACCAAGAAGAAGACAUCCAACAAGAAGAAGAACAAUGCCAAAGAGGAGGUGAAUGAGGAGGUCGAAGAAAUUGCGACCGAAGAGAUGACCGUCAAGGAAACAGUCAAGACACUCCCUCCAACCAAAACAGUGAAACGCCGCCCUUUGCUUCCACAUCUCCUCAUCAAAGUUGAAGAACUGGACCUCGAUAGGUCAUACGUGGUUGAUGUUGACGAAGAAACCACGGAGGAAGUGGGGCCAAGAAACCCGAGGUGGAAACACAAUGGCUCGAGUCCUUUGACGGACUGGAAGAAGCUGCCAGCAGAUUGGAGCUCUUUGGAACCCGAUCUGAAAGACGAUGACAUUGAUAGCCACAUCGACAGGUGUCUGGAGCGCAUCGCUGAUAACAUUAUGCCCGGGUUGUUCGAAGAACGAAUGCACGAGUUGGAAUCCAAGCGCAAGAUCGCACGCGCUGGAGAAUCUCCUCUGUUGAGUUGGGACGUCAUUCAACGCGUCAAUCAACUGAAGGAACUGCGUGACUGGAUAUGGGAGAGCGACGUAAACAAUCAGCUUGCCAAUAUCUACGCCGUUCUUGUCGAGUACAGAGCGGGAAGGCUGCAGUGUGGCGGCACAUCUAAGGGCCUUGUCACAUACUGGUCUCAUGGUGUCAAGCUCUGUGAGCCGCGGCCUUUCAAUUGGCAUGAAUAUAAUGCCUUCUCCAAGAAAUACUUGGGCCCGCAUGGAUUCUGGGUUGAAGGUUACGAUCAGGUAGCUGGACUCUCACGAGUCUAG
Molecule: messenger RNA, 1014 nt
Organism: Penicillium verhagenii
Lineage: Eukaryota; Fungi; Ascomycota; Eurotiomycetes; Eurotiales; Aspergillaceae
Exons: 4
Coding region: 1-1014 (337 amino acids)
Source: RefSeq, a predicted model, not a curated record